AUGCCUGGACGCGUUCAGAGCAGGAGUUUCACGACACCGUCUGGUGGCCGUGCCGUGGAUGCUGCAAGCUCGGGAAAUGGCUUCGGACAGUUGGCGCCGCUCCUCAGCGAGCUGGAUCAAAUGGCGCCGAGUUUCGACGUUCGAGGAGACGACAUACGCAUCAUCCAGUCACCAGCUGAGUUUUACGAGACACUCAAGGAUCGUAUUCGGAAUGCAAAAAGUCGCGUCUUUCUGUCGACGCUGUAUAUCGGCAAGUCGGAGCGCGAGCUCAUCGAGACUCUCGGCGAGGCCCUCAGGCGCAACCCCGAGCUCCAACUGAGCAUAUUGACGGACGCAUUGCGUGGCACCAGAGAGGCGCCGAACCCGUCAUGUGCCUCGCUUCUCGCGCCUCUCAUCAGCGAAUUCGGUGCUCACCGGGUCGAGAUCCGCAUGUACCACACGCCCAACCUGACGGGCAUGCGGAAGCGUUACGUGCCGAAACGAAUCAACGAGGGAUGGGGGCUGCAGCAUAUGAAGCUGUACGGUGUCGAUGACGAAAUCAUCCUCGCCAACCUCUCGGCAGACUACUUCACCAACCGCCAGGACCGGUACCACCUCUUCACCUCGAAGCAGGUGACGGACUACUUCUGGAAGAUACACAGCGGCGUCUGCUCCUUUAGCUUCCUCGUCGAGCCCGCGGCCGGCGGCGCCGGCUUCACCCUCUCGUGGCCCGAGGCCAACGCGGCCCCAUCGCCGCUGCAGAAGCCGAAGGCGUUUAUCCGAAGCACGACGUCGACGCUGCAAAGUCUCAUCAGGCCCGGGGCGGCGCAACCGAACAGCGGCCUUGCCGAUACGAGAGUCUACAUGUUGAGUCAAAUGUCGCAGGUGCUGAAACCAGACUGUUCAACCGAGCUUCCCGUCAUCACACGCCUUCUCGAAAGGCUUGCAUCGCCCAGGUACGAGGGCUCAUCCUGGACCUUUACGGCCGGCUACUUUAACCCGGCACCAUCGUUGGUCAAGCUCCUCCUCGGGACUGCCUCCACGGCCAACACAGUCAUCACGGCAGCACCCGAGGCCAACGGCUUCUACAAAUCAAGAGGAGUGUCGGGCCUCCUCCCCGAUGCCUACGUUCUCCUCGCCCGUCGCUUCGUCCACAACGUCCACCGCGUCGGCCGUGACGAUGAGAUUUCCCUCAAGGAGUGGCGCCACGACACUGCUUGCCAGCCCGGCGGGUGGACGUACCACGCCAAGGGGCUUUGGGUGACCAUGGGCGGCGACGUCGGUCCCUCGAUGAGCAUAAUCGGCAGCUCCAACUACACCGAACGCAGCUACUCGCUCGACCUCGAGGCCGGCGCGCUCAUCGUCACGCGCAGCGAAGGGCUCAAGGCUAGGCUCGCCGACGAGCAGCGGUGGCUGCAGACGCACGCGAAGACCAUGACGCGGGAUGAUUUUGCAAAGAACGAGAGGAGAGUGGGACUCAAGGUCCGGAUAGCCAUGUGGAUCGUUCAGCUUGCCGGCGGAGCGCUCUGA
Molecule: messenger RNA, 1509 nt
Organism: Drechmeria coniospora
Lineage: Eukaryota; Fungi; Ascomycota; Sordariomycetes; Hypocreales; Ophiocordycipitaceae
Exons: 3
Coding region: 1-1509 (502 amino acids)
Biological process (GO): cardiolipin biosynthetic process
Cellular component (GO): mitochondrion
Molecular function (GO): CDP-diacylglycerol-glycerol-3-phosphate 3-phosphatidyltransferase activity
Source: RefSeq, a predicted model, not a curated record